This is a messenger RNA of Ornithodoros turicata, 1742 nucleotides long. Its product is annotated as F-box/LRR-repeat protein 12-like. Lineage: Eukaryota; Metazoa; Arthropoda; Arachnida; Ixodida; Argasidae. The coding region runs from base 281 to 1447 and encodes 388 amino acids. The transcript is spliced from 5 exons. Gene Ontology annotation, molecular function: protein binding. The record is from RefSeq and is a predicted model, not a curated record.
CCGCGAGCAGGCUUGUGAUGUGAUCGCCACCGUCCACCGUGUCACCAGUCCGUGUUCCGUGCGUAUAUUUUGUGUGGUUUGUGGCUUCUGUGCGCGCGGUACAACGUUACAACCGACGUUCCCAGCUUCGAUACUAAAUCAACUAAAUUUCCCAAAGAGCUCUCAUGAAGGAACCAUGAAGCGGUAAAAGAUUGUGCGAAGGUGUUCUGUAGAAGGCAACAGAAUGCAAAUUACUGUCUGGGGAGCGUUCGGAAAUUCCAGAAAUGAUGACACUUGAGAAAUGGGGAAUAUCGUCGUCUGCGGGGGUGAUUCUCUCAAAGAAAUUGCUUUGACCCACGUCAGCUCGCUCCGAUUUUCGAAGCGCAAAUUUACAACAACAAUUGAUCACCUGCCUGAUUAUGUGCUGCUCGACAUUUUCAACUACCUCGACUUUUUGGAAUUAUGCGUUAUUGGCUUGGUGUGUCGCAAGUGGUACGCGCUCUCACGUGACCGCACCCUUCACCGUCGGGUGGACCUAUCUCACGUGGAGCUGACACCAAAGCAGCUGAAACUCCUGCUGCGUAUGCGAGCCAUGCCUCCUGCAGUGGAAGAGCUAAGGGUCUUCGGGGACCACCAUUGCCUGUGGGCCUGCAGUGUUUCACCUGGCGCCCUAUUGCGCAUUCAGCGCCGAUGUCCCAACCUUCGUGGCCUCCACAUCCACAACUUCAGUUUCCGUUCGUCAUCUCGGGACAAGUGCGUUCGUCUGGCUGACUUCCCAGACACCCUGGAGCACCUAUCACUUCGAGGGUCCAUAGUGGGACGUGGGGCCUUCUUCAAGGCAGGGAGCCGCCGCGGUGGUCAGAAGGGCACGGGUGUGGGCCCCGCGCGUCUUCGAGUGCUGGACUUGGGCCGGUGCUUCUUCGUGGCCGACACCGAGCUGAAACCUUGGCCGUGGCUGCCGUCCCUGGCCGAACUCUAUCUGGAAGGAUGUCCGUUUCUCGACUCCGCAGGCUACUUCCAGGACAUGGUACGCAAGCUGAGCCAUCUGCUGCUGCUGGACGUAGAAGGCAGCUGCCUAUUCGAAGGGGCCUUAGAGCUGCUUGCAGUGCAUUGCCCGUUGCUGGAGCAGCUUUUUCUUGGUUGCACUGCCACUCGGGAUGUUUCCCUGACUGCCUUGGGAGCAGCAGGAGGACUGCCCUCACUCAGAUGCCUCUGUCUUGUGCAGACGCAGGUAACCGACAUCGGCCUGCUGACGCUGUCACGUGCUGCCCCCAACCUCCGACUGGUCAUGCUGGACUCCGAGCAGGGGGUGUCUGAUCAAGGGGUGGCCCAGUUGCACGAACGCCUGCCGGGGGUGUCUGUGCAACUUGGUGAGUGCGUAGGACUGGUGUCCGCCGUGUUCCGCCACGAAGGGUGUGGCCAUUACGAGCUACAGUAUGGCCACGAGUCCCAAAAGAACGCGACUUGAUGGAUUCUUUAAUCGUUACGUGAUUCUUUGUUCGUUGUGGACAAAAGCAACAUUGGCUGCAGUUUGCUUCCACAUUAUGUUCAGUUGCGUCGAUAACAAGCACUUGCUGUCUAACAGCUCUCUUUCAGAUCUCUAGUUAUUCUGUUGUGAACAGGUACCCCAGGACGACGAGCAUUGCAAGAAUCAAGACGACUGACUUGUUUGACCACGCUGCUUUCUUCUCAUGCAUAUAAUGGACUGUUGUACAAAGUGUCAUUUUGUAUAUCGCAUUUCAACACUGGUGUGAAACUAUGAA